Molecule: messenger RNA, 1617 nt
Organism: Protomyces lactucae-debilis
Lineage: Eukaryota; Fungi; Ascomycota; Taphrinomycetes; Taphrinales; Protomycetaceae
Exons: 3
Coding region: 1-1617 (538 amino acids)
Source: RefSeq, a predicted model, not a curated record
AUGAAGCGCCUUGCAAACAAGCUCAGUGGAAAGAACAAGACUGAGGAUUCCCCGGUUGCGCACGCUACUAAAAGCUUCAUCAAAGGCACAGGUGAUCAAGGGCUAUCCAGCUUGCCGAGUAUUCUUGAAGCUUGCUCAGUCACUUCUCAAAAUGCUCUCGGCUCAACGAUCGAAACGCUAGACUUGAUUACCCAUUAUUUUGGGCAACGACAGCAUCUUGCACGACAAGCUCGCUGCGUUGACCUGUUACGCUACAUGUCUGAUAGCAACGAAAUUGAGCUCUUCCCACUCAUCAGCCAAAAUUUGACAUUCCUAUCACUGCUCGAACGGAAUGCCAUGGCCAUGGCAAAUGGAGAAGCUUCGACGUCUCCACAGUCUGCACGACAUCUCGAGGGCAUGACUAGAAUUCUGAUUGAUCACUUCUGCUUGAAGGCUGAUGUACCUCAACAAAUCACGGCUCUGCAGCAAAAGCUUAACGUUGGCGCCACGCGAACACGUCGAAGCACACAAAGCCAGCGCCCUGCGAACGAGAGAGAUCAAGCAGUGCGUGAAGUCAGACAGGCUCAACUGAUGGAAGACGUUCAAAGUGCCAAAGCAGAGUGUGAGCUGAUGUCACUGUUGCUCUCUGAUUCUGCUGGAAAGCAGGCCGAUCAAGACAGCGAAAACUUGGAUGAAGAGUUGUAUGAGUCUCUCAUCAAGCGGCGGGAGAUUCUGGCUAAGCAUGCCGAGUCUCGUUUGACUGAUGAGCAGAUGCUACAGCUUGUCGGUGCUUCCGAGCAAAUCGAAACAACGCUACAGCUCUAUUCGGAUUACAAGGAUGCUGAGCGUAAGAGUCUCAAGAAUGGCAAGCAAAAGGACAAUACAUGGCAAGGCCUCGACACCUUUGGUGGGACUCCAACAAUGAGCUACAGCGCGCCUUCGCCUAUUGACAAGUCAAGACAGGGACAAGAAGCGUGGCCAGCGAAUGAUCAGGCAUUUGAAGAUUACCGGCACGCGCAUGGCUACACGAGUCAUCAAACAGGAUACCUAGACGCCAGCCGAAGCGAUGAUGGAGCGCCAGGCUCGUCCGGACCGUCGUCCAGAUAUGUUGAGAUGGGAGAUGAACCUGCUGAGUAUCGUUCGACGACACCUGCACCGAUUGACACUGCAGUGCCCGCUAACACUGCAAGUCAGUGGUCGCCGAGAAGUAACAACCCUUUCAACAACAAUCCCUUUACAAGACGACAGUCUCAAGAGCAGCCGAAGCAGCCUGCCAAGACCAACCCAUUCUUGCCAAACACCCUUUGCGAUAUUGCGACACUUGGUCUGCCAUAUGGUCUUGAAUGCUUGGAAUCAGGAAGUAUAUUCAAAUUCCGGUUGACUACGAAACUUCGGGCUGCAGUAUUCAGGAGCAGGGGUGUUUUAGUCUUCAAAAUUCAGACUGUGCGCGUCAUUGCCGCGAGUGCCGAAGUGCUGGGUUUGGGUGAAACUUUGAUUGCACAGCCUUCAAACGGUUACACAGCUCUCAUUGGAGGAAGAUUAGGGAAAGGCGUCGCUGCGAAAGCGUUGCGCUGGGCUGUGUAUGGAAGGUCGACGUCUACAAGCAAGUUCAAAGGCAUGGAUCUGAUGAGGAUGUAG